AUGGUCAAAGCAGUGAUAUGGCGGGCCCUCAUGGCCGUAGGGAUGAAAAUUCACAAUUUCGCAGACCCCAAACCACCCUCGCCGACUUUCACACUGGUCAUCCCUUCGCGACUGAGUCCACGCGGAGGAUCCUUCAAAUUAGUCUUCUACGUCCCAGACGGAUACUUUGAUGCUCCUGAUGACUAUCGAUUUCCCGUCGUGGUCAAUUAUCAUGGAGGAGGCUUCACCUUGGGCACCGCCACUGAUGACGCGAGGUGGGCGGCUUGUAUAGUGAGGCAUGUCUAUGCCGUAUUCGUCUCCGUGGAGUACCGGCUCGCACCUGAAUAUCCUUUCAGCGUAGGAGUUGAGGAUGGCACCGAUGCAGUGAUAUAUCUGGCCUCGCAUGCCGAAGAGCUACAAAUUAAUCCGCACCAAAUGGCACUAUCCGGUUUCUCUGCUGGCGGGAACUUCGCUCUCACUGUGCCCCUUAUGCUCCAUGAUUUGCGGAACCACUCGGGGAGGCGCAUGCUAGGAAAGACCAACACUAAUCCCACUACAAAUCCACUUAACAAGCGGCGGCGCCUAGGGGAAGGAGAGGGAGACACAUUGUUACCCAUCCCAUCUGCACCGGCUUCGCCCCCCACCGCCGCCUUCACGCCAUCCUCUUCAACACUCUCCCUCCCCGUUCCUAGCCCAGUAUCCAGCCGUUCACCAACAGGUUCGGUCUACAAAUUAACGGACCUCCAACCUACCGCCCUCGAAGUGGAGCAAGCGAUCCCUGACUUGACGCUCAAAGCACUCGUGUCCUUCUACCCUCCAACAGACUUUCGAAUAUCGCGCGAGGAGAAGCGUAUUACAAAUCCUCAGCCCGGAAAGAAUCUCCCGCUCAUGCUGACGAGCCUCUUUGACGCAUCAUACAUGCACCAAGAUGGCGAUAUUGCUCUUGACGACCCGUACCUGUCCCCCGCCGCGGCAUCGGACGCCCUCCUAACAGAGGCAUAUCCGGAUGAGAUAAUUCUAUAUACCUGCGAAUACGACAUGUUAAACGCAGAAGGCACCGCAUUUGGCGAGAGGCUAGCCGCGCCGCCGAUAGCGAAGACAGUACAUGGCGGACUCAUCAAAUCAGUCGUCCAUGGGUUCGACAAGAAACCGAACCCGAUCAGCUUCCCAGCGUCGGCAGACCGAUGUUAUGCGGAAGCCUGCGCAGAAUUGAAGAGGAUAUUUGGCGGACCGACCAGUUUUGAGGAGAGGAGGCAGCUAGAGAAGAGUAAACCGGUUUACAGGUUUUCGGAUGAGAAUGAAAGGGGAGAGGAUGAGCCAGGAGAGGAUGGAGAUGGACACUUAAUUGAUAGGAGUGUGAAUGCUCCAGGUGAGAGUAGUAGAGCUGGCUUGGGCGCGCUGAUAUGA
This is a messenger RNA of Venustampulla echinocandica, 1386 nucleotides long. RefSeq lists its product as uncharacterized. Gene Ontology annotation, molecular function: hydrolase activity. The transcript has a single exon. The record is from RefSeq and is a predicted model, not a curated record. Lineage: Eukaryota; Fungi; Ascomycota; Leotiomycetes; Helotiales; Pleuroascaceae. The coding region runs from base 1 to 1386 and encodes 461 amino acids.